GCUUGUUGGUAAUAUAACAAAAAAAAAAAAGAGGAGUGCUCUAGCAAAUCUUCCUGUUACAAUCCAGAAUAAAUGGCUACAGGAGUGAUGGAGGUGACACUUGUGAAAGCCCGAGGCCUUAAAAACACCGACUUCAUCUUGGGUGGUAAGAUCGACCCGUAUGUUGUGAUUCGAUACAAAGAUGAGGAGCAGAGGAGCACUGUGGCCAAAGGGAAGGGAAGUGAACCAGUUUGGAACGAAAAAUUUGCAUUCAGCGUGGACUAUCCCGGUUCAGAUGAUGAGCACAAGCUCCUUCUCCAUAUCAUGGACAAGGACACUUUCUCUGCUGAUGAUUUCCUCGGCCGCUCCACAAUUUACUUGAACGACAUCUUUGAGUUGGGAGUGGAAAAUGGGACUGCUGUAGUGGAGCCUACUAUCUACAGUGUCGUGGAUAGCAACCAAAGGUACAGUGGGGAGAUUCAAGUUGGCAUCACCUUCACACCAAAGGUUCAGGCGGAAGAAGUUGAAGACUUUGGAGGAUGGAAGGAGAGUAACCCUGAUUAUUUUCCCUGAUUGCACAAAGCAAUGGUUCUUUGUUUGAUCCGUUGGUUUAAGGGGAAAGUUCGGUUAAACUUUAUUGUUCUCUUUAAUAUUUCAGACUUUUGUCGUUCAAGUGAAUUUCCUGAAAAUUAUGUAAACGUUCUUCCGUGAAAGAUUGCGUUUCGACUUUUGUACUUUUAAGUGAUUUUUCGUGAAAAUUAUGGUUUCCUUGUGCGAAAUAAUUAAUCAUUUUCAUGUUUUUUUUUUUGACGGAAUCAUUUCGAUGUAUGUGUUGUGUUUUGCUAUAUAAAAUCAUAUAUUUUCGACG
This is a messenger RNA of Daucus carota subsp. sativus, 847 nucleotides long. RefSeq names its product 16 kDa phloem protein 1. The transcript has 5 exons. NCBI's taxonomy places the organism in Eukaryota, Viridiplantae, Streptophyta, Magnoliopsida, Apiales, Apiaceae. Bases 73 to 552 code for a protein of 159 amino acids. The record is from RefSeq and is a predicted model, not a curated record.